AUGAUUAAAAAUGAUAAUAAACCAUUUAUAUUUUUUAGUUUUUGUGGACAAGCAUUACAAACAAAAACAUUAGCACUUGAUCUAUAUAAUGGAAAUAAAGUUUUUAAAGAAUCAAUGGAUAAACUUGACUGUUUUAUUAAAAAUAAAUAUUUUAAUGGGGAAUCAAUGCUAAACAAAUUAAGAACUCAGCCAGAUGAUGCAAUCCCAAAUAGAGAUCAAUUUGUUGUUCAUUCAUUUUUAUUCAUGUUUCAAGUAUCAAUUUUUGAAUUAUUAAAAAGUGAAGGAAUAUCUCCGUCUGUAAUUUUUGGAACAAGUUGUGGAGAAAUAUCAGCAGCAUAUUGUUCAGGAACACUUGAUUUAGAAACUGCUUGCGAUAUUUCAUUUUUUAGAGCAUCAAUGACAUCAAAGGUAAGAUCAUUAAAUGCACCUGCAAAAUUAAUUGGAAUUGAUAUUAGUUGUGAAGAAUACAAUAGACUAUUUUCAGAGAAAUAUCCAAAUGUUGAAAUGGCAGCAAUAUUAUCACCAAAACACGUUUAUGUUGGAUGUGGUGACAUAGAACAAGUUGAUAGACUCUAUGAUGAUGUAUUGAAACAAGGAUAUCAAGUAAAAAGUUAUCCUGCACAAAUUGCAUUUCACACUAGUGCAAUGGAUUGUAUAAAAGAUGAUGUUUUAAAACAGAUAUUCAUACCAAAACCAUCAGCAAUACCAUUAUUCUCGAGUGUAACUGGUGAAAUGUUUAAUAAUAGUUCAUUAAAAUUUGAUCAAAAUUAUCUUUUUAAAAAUCUUAGAAAUACAGUCCAAAAUGUUAAAACUCAUCAUAAUAUUUUUAAAUUUAUUGAAGAAAAUGGAGGAACAAAUGUUAUCGUAGUAGAAAUAUCACCAAAUCCAACAAUGAUCCCAACUAUUAAAGAAUCAUUAAAAACCAUAGAUUCAAAAUUGUUUAAUUCUUUGCGUGAAAAUUACAAAAACAAUAUAACUUUUUUACCAACACUUGAAAGAUCAAAAAAUGAUAUCAUAUCAAUUAAUGAAACAAUUUCAGAAAUUAAAAAACUCUUUUAA
Dictyostelium discoideum AX4 is the source of this 1059-nucleotide messenger RNA. RefSeq lists its product as hypothetical. The record is from RefSeq and is a predicted model, not a curated record. The transcript is spliced from 2 exons. The coding region runs from base 1 to 1059 and encodes 352 amino acids. Lineage: Eukaryota; Evosea; Eumycetozoa; Dictyosteliales; Dictyosteliaceae. Gene Ontology annotation, molecular function: transferase activity.